Molecule: messenger RNA, 1023 nt
Organism: Candida dubliniensis CD36
Lineage: Eukaryota; Fungi; Ascomycota; Pichiomycetes; Serinales; Debaryomycetaceae
Product: dolichyl-diphosphooligosaccharide--protein glycotransferase
Exons: 1
Coding region: 1-1023 (340 amino acids)
Cellular component (GO): oligosaccharyltransferase complex
Source: RefSeq, a predicted model, not a curated record
AUGCAGAUUGUGAACUACAUUAUAGGACUUUUGCUAUACUUUGAGGUAGCCUUAUGUAGCUCGCGUUCAGCAAUCAAAUUAACGGAAUUAGCUAAAGAAAGUGACAAUUAUAUCAUUGAUGUUUACAAUAGUGAUUUAUCGAUUCUUGAAGGACCUAGAGAUUAUUUCACAGUUCUAAUAUUUACAUCUUCAAAUGCUGCCCAUAACUGUAAACAAUGUGAAGGGGUUAAAAAUGUUGUUGCUAAAGUAGCGAGGUCAUGGUUUUCCGACCAUGUUGAUUCUCAUUUGUUAACAUUUAUCAACAUAGACUUAAAUGAUCCAAAAAAUGGUAAGCUUUUUAAUUUAAUUGGCCUACAAACAGUUCCUCAUAUCUGGCUAGUUGCUCCAAACCCGUCAAGAGACUAUGGUGAUCCAAACAAAAUUCUAGAAGAUGCUCAUCUUGAGUUUAAAAUGCCUCAAGUACCACAGGAUAAACAGGCAUUAGAAUUUGCUCAGUUCCUAAGUGAACAAUUACAGAAACCCAUUUUAAUAAGAGACGAAGACGCGUUGGCCAAGUUUAUAAAGACAUUUGUCAUUACUUUUUCCGUUAUAGUGAUAAUCAGAAAAAAGGGCCCAAGCAGAAUUACCGCAACUAAAAAGAAAACGAUUCUCAGUCUAGUUGCAAUUGCGAUUGUUCUUUUGUUUACUUGUGGAUACCAGUUUACUAUCCAGAAUUCUGUGCCGUUUGUCGCCAAAAGCGAUAAAGGAGGUGUUGUGUUGAUUAGUGGCGGUCAAUAUUAUCAAUUUGGGAUUGAAACUUUCCUUGUCGGUGCUAAUUAUGCCCUGUUGGCAGGUGCGUUGUUAUUAUUAACCUACAUUGGACGUUAUAAAGUUACAGAGAAGAGUUUUAUUGCAAGUGAAGACAUCAAAGUAUUCUUGGUCUUGUUUGUCACUAUCUCUAUUUAUUUGUUGUACAGUUGCUUAACAAGUAUUGUGCUUCGAAAAGAUCAGGGAUAUCCCUACAGCUUUACUAAAUUGUUUUGA